This is a messenger RNA of Gastrolobium bilobum, 483 nucleotides long. RefSeq lists its product as uncharacterized. The transcript has a single exon. NCBI's taxonomy places the organism in Eukaryota, Viridiplantae, Streptophyta, Magnoliopsida, Fabales, Fabaceae. The record is from RefSeq and is a predicted model, not a curated record. Bases 1 to 483 code for a protein of 160 amino acids.
AUGGUUGUUCUCAACACCUUAAGAGCACACUCAUUAUUUGCAAAAAAAGAGAAGUGUUCAUUUGGUUGUUUGGAGAUUCCCUAUCUGGGACAUACUAUAAAAGGGGGUGGAGUCUCUCCUGAUCCAGACAAAUUGAAAGCUAUUGUGGAGUGGCCCGUCCCAUCCAACACCUCACAAGUGAGAGCAUUCCUGGUGAUUUCAGGGUACUACAGGAAAUUCAUCAAGCGAUAUGCAUCUAUUGCUAGCCCACUUACUGAUCUGUUAUCCAAAAAUGGGUUUAGUUGGACUACGGAAGCGAACAAUGCAUUUCGUGAACUCAAAAAUCAUCUUAUCACAGCCUCUAUAUUAGCACUCCCAGAUUUCUCACAACCAUUUGUAGUCGAAACAGAUGCUUCAGGAGUGGGAAUUGGCGCUGUCUUGUUACAAAAUGAGAAACCAUUGGCCUUCUACAGCCGCAAGUUAUCGCCAGCUAUGCAGAGAUAG